AUGACAAUUGCUAGCCUUCUAAAUUCUCUCGCCGUUGUUGGAUUUAUUGUUUCCAUUGAUCAAAAUAUAUGGGAAGCGAGAACUCUUUUGUCUCUUGGUUGUAGGUGGAGUAUCGGGGAUGGUAGUAGCAUUCCAAAUGCUUCGCUUAUUCGUGGUUUGUUUGAUGUUGUUGAAGCGGCCGAUAUUCUUCAAGUUCCCUUACUUGAAGAGGUGAGUGAUGAUAAGUGGAAUUGGAAAGAGGAGCAGAAUGGGGUGUAUAGUGUUCGGUCGGGUUAUAGGUUUUGGAGGAAGGAGUAUUCCCGUCCAGCGUGUGUUGGUGUGGAUAGGGGAUGGAGUGGAGGAUUCGUGGCGUGUUUUCUUCGGUUGUUUGGUUACAAAGCGAUGUUGGCAGGCUGCAGUUUGUCCCAUAUUAUUGAUCCCCGUACUUCUAUUUUCCAUGAUGUUACAUCUUUUAUUCUUGAUAUUUGUAGUAGGGAGGAUAUGGUGACUGCGGGUAGAGUAGCGGUUAUGAUUGAUUUUUUGUGGAAAAACCGGAAUAAUUUGAUUUGGAAUAAUGAGAGUGAUGGGUACUCUAAACUUGGUUUGAAUGUUUUUUGUAGUUGGAAUGAAUGGUUCAUGGCGCAGGGAAGUGGGGGUCAGUUUGAUAGAAACCGGCCGAAUUUGGUGUGGGAACCACCGGUGGAAGGGAGGAUCAAAUGUAAUGUGGAUGCGGGCUUUAAUUCGUCUAGAGGUACUACCAAUAGGGACUGGUGUAUGAGAGACUUCCGGGGGAGUUUUGUUUGUGCGGGUGCAGCUUGGGAUUUUUGUCAUUAUCCUAUUCUUGAAGCAGAAGCUCUAGCCCUUAAAGAGACUAUUCAUAGUGCUAUCAAUUUGCAGUUGGAGAGUGUUAUCUUUGAAAGUGACUCCCAAAACACGGUACAAGCUAUUCUUUCUAAUCAUAAGGGAUGCUCGGAUUUUAGUUCUAUUAUUUCGUCUAUUCAUGUUUUGUUGCUUAAUUUUCCCAACUUCGAGGUGAAGUUUGUAAAACGUCAAGCGAAUUCGGUUGCUCACGCCAUAACAAAGGCGGCCGAUUCUUGA
Vicia villosa (hairy vetch) is the source of this 1077-nucleotide messenger RNA. RefSeq lists its product as uncharacterized. Bases 1 to 1077 code for a protein of 358 amino acids. Gene Ontology annotation, molecular function: nucleic acid binding; RNA-DNA hybrid ribonuclease activity. The transcript is spliced from 4 exons. The record is from RefSeq and is a predicted model, not a curated record. Lineage: Eukaryota; Viridiplantae; Streptophyta; Magnoliopsida; Fabales; Fabaceae.